AGCCCCUUUCUUCCUCGAUCCACCUUAGUGCAGGGUAGGGUUCUUGUGACCGCCGCCGACCUUGCGCUCCGAUCUAGCCGUCUGCUACCAGACCUCUACGUCGACACCGCCUCCACCGCAUGGUAGGUGGCAUGGCUUCUCCGCCCCGGACAAACCUUGGCUUCCCUCAACCAGACGAAGGAAUCGAGCUACGAGGACGUCAGAAUUUAGACGAUGACGAACACCAUGUAUCGAUCCCAAUGUGGCGGAGUACAUCUACAAAUGGCGUAAGAGACAGAGUCGCCCCAAUAGCAGCAGAAGAAGAGAAAAUACGUUCAGAUCCACCUGACCGAUGUAACGGCCCGGAAGUCGAGAUCACGGAUGAAGUAGAAGAACCAAAGAGUGAGCAUGGGACACCCAUCGGGCAGAAUGCAACAACAACAGUAGUCGAGGAAGACAACACUGAAGGAUGGAUCAGAAGACAAAGAAACCGCAAGGGGAAAGCCUUCAGGGUUCCGACAGGAGAUUGCGGUGGACACUUGGAGAGAGCACUCAGGGAUGCUGGCAAGGAAGGGAAGAAAGUGUAUUCCAGCCAUGCAAGGGGAUGGAAUUCAACUCCGAGCAGGAGGCAUAUCAAUUCUACAACGCUUAUUCAUGGGAGAUCGGUUUUGGAAUCAGGCAUGGCAACAAGUACAUAAAUAAGCAUGGAUACAAGUCCAAGCAAGACCUUCUAUGCUCCUGCGAGGGUUCUUGCAAAAAAUCAGACACAAAGUCAUCUCGAACCAACUGCCCCGCCAUGGUUAGACUGAACAGAACUGACGACGACAGAUGGUAUUAUGCCAACGUGGUACUAGAGCACAACCACAGAAUGGCUGAUACUGUUGGUGAAAGGAAGACAUUGAAGUGUCACAAGUACGUGGACUCAUCUAUCAAGGAGAUUGUUAGGCACUUGCGUGCUAACAAUGUGUCUCUUACUAAGGUCUAUGGAGUGAUGGCUGAUAUUCAUGGUUCCUACGAAGACGUGCCAUUCCGCAAAAGGUCUCUGAAGUCAAUGUGUUCAUCAAUUGCUCAUGAACACAGUCAAGAUGACAUUAGCAAGACCCUAGCCCUUUUUUCAAGGAUGCAAGCAGAGAACUCUGGAUUCUUUUUUGCAGUCAAAACUGACGAAGAAAGAAGGGUUUCUGGUUUGUUUAGGUGUCACCAAAAGAGUAGGGAGGAUUACAGUUGUUUCGGCGAUGCAGUAAUGUUUGACACAACCUAUAAGAGCAACUUGUACGAGAUGCCGGUUGGUAUGUUCGUCGGCGUCAACAACCACUACCAAUGCUGCAUUUUUGGUUGUGUUUUUCUCCGUGAAGAGACUGUAGAUUCUUUCAAGUGGGCUUUUGAAACUUUCCUAUCUGCAAUGGACAACAAACAGCCUUUGACUAUAUUGACAGACCAAAGCAGGCAAAUGGAGUGUGCUAUCUCUGCCGUCAUGGAUUCUUCGACACACGUCUGGUGUAAAUGGCAUGUGUUGAAGAAGAUGAGGGAGAAAAUUGGUAGUAUGUAUAGGAAUGGUACACCUUUUCGCAAUGACUUCAACAUGCUCAUCAAUGAUAUGAUGACAGAACAGGAGUUUGAAAAGGAGUGGGAGGAAAUAACUCUGCAUUACGGGCUUGAAACAAACUCAUUCAUGAAACAAGUGUAUGAAGUCAGACACAAAUGGGCGAAGCCGUAUCUGAAGGGGAAUUUCUGCGCUAAAAUGUGCAGCACCCAGCGAAGUGAGUGCAUGAAGAAUGUCCUGAAAUCAUAUGUUUCUCCGUCUGCACCAAUCAAUUGCUUUUGGAGGGAUUCGAUCUCUCGGGAGGAGGUCAUCGCUUUUGGAGGGAUUCAAGAUCCGGUGUCCAAGGGGCGCCGGAUGAGUGGACGACUCCAAAGCCAGCCUGACGUGGACGAUAUUCAGCAGCGGUGCGCCAUGAGGGCGGCCAAGCUUCGUGACGUCGAGGUCACUACUGGUAUGUCGGUCAAUACAUCUAAUUCCAUUUUGCAUUUCUCAAAUGAUGAUAUUGUUAAGAAUGCAAAUCAAUUAGGUGUUUCGUUGGGUAGUAAUGACACUGAAAUUUCUAAUUCUGUUAAUGAUCUUUUAGACCUAGAGGCUGAGUGGGCCUUAGAGAUGAUCCGUAAUAUUGCGGCUGUCAAACCUAUGAGUGAUUCUGAGGUUGAUGCGCUCGGGGUGAGGGUGUUAGAUAACUUUUGUGCGGAUCUUAUGCAACCUUCUACUGAUGAGGAUGUUCAGGCUGAGUCUACCGAAAUAGUGUUGGCUAGCCCGUCUGAGACUGGUUGUGAGGACCAGUUGCAGAAUCAAACGAUCCCCAAGCGCAAGUGGAAACGGAAGGUCUACCCGGUUUCCGCUCUGUUUGGCCCUCCAGAAGAGAACUAUGUGUCUCUGGACGAGUCAAGGGUUGAGGAUAUUCCUCAGCUUACUUCGGUGGAGAAUGAUAUUCUUGCGGCUCCUUUCUCGGAGAGUGAGGUGCUCGAGGCCAUCUCGCAAAUGAAGAAUAACAAGGCGCCGGGACCUGAUGCUAAAUUUUGGAAUGAUUGCCCAUCUUCCUAA
This is a messenger RNA of Triticum dicoccoides, 2572 nucleotides long. RefSeq names its product protein FAR1-RELATED SEQUENCE 5-like. The record is from RefSeq and is a predicted model, not a curated record. The transcript has 8 exons. NCBI's taxonomy places the organism in Eukaryota, Viridiplantae, Streptophyta, Magnoliopsida, Poales, Poaceae. Bases 449 to 2572 code for a protein of 707 amino acids.